Molecule: messenger RNA, 5916 nt
Organism: Apis cerana (Asiatic honeybee)
Lineage: Eukaryota; Metazoa; Arthropoda; Insecta; Hymenoptera; Apidae
Gene: Setd3
Product: SET domain containing 3
Biological process (GO): peptidyl-lysine trimethylation; actin modification; peptidyl-lysine monomethylation
Molecular function (GO): protein binding; protein-L-histidine N-tele-methyltransferase activity; protein-lysine N-methyltransferase activity
Source: RefSeq, a predicted model, not a curated record
AAGAAUUUGGUCUUAUUUAAUCAUAUAUAUUUGUAUAAUAAUGAAAUUUCUAUUAUAAUUUUUAAAGUGAAACAAAACUUACAUGGCAGUUAACAUGUUAACAAUUCCCCUUGAAUAGUGUAUUGAUACACUCUACAGUAACCAUAAAUACUAUUUUCCUUGAAUCUUUUAGUGAUAAAACCAGGGGACCAUAAAGCAAAAUUUCAUGAGCGGCUGGUGUCCUUGUGCAGAUUAUUUAAAAAUCAUGAAAGUCACUUUUAGACUACUCCAGUUUGAAUGCAUGGUCCGUAAAUUAUUUGGUAUACUGUAAUGUGUAUCUAUGUGAACAGAAUUGUCUGAAUUAUAGAAAGAGAAUAACUGUUAAAAAUAAUAAUAUAAAAUUAAGAUUUAUGAAAAUAUCGCACACAUUUAUUAAGGGGAUGAAGUAUAUAAUUUUCGGUUUUUACAAAGUGUAGAAUUUAUGACAUAUACAAUGCAUCGAGUCAAAACAAAUUAUAGUUUUAAUUUCGUGAUAUAUAUAUGGAUUUCGAUAACUUUCUAUUGAAGUAGCAGUUUAAGAAGAAAUCAUGUGGUCUAUAAGGCUCUAUUUAGAGGUUAGGCUGUAUAAAUAAUGGUAUAUAUUAUUGUAAUUGUACGUGUAUCUUUAAUAUUUAAGGUACGAGUUUUCCGCUGCAAAGAAAUAUCAAGAAGUUUAUGGCUAAUGUUGUAGAAUGUAUAAUAUAUCUAUGAUUCUGCAUAAUGCAUAAUCAAAUAUAAUAUUAAAGAUAUAGUGUGUUAUCUGUACUUAGUACAAAUUAUACAAUUAUGAUAACUUUCUUAAUCGGAUAUUUGAAUUUUCUAUCAAUUGUUAUCGAUGUAUUUUUUUCUCUUUUUUUUUUCUUUUUUUAUUUCUUUGAUGCUAUUGCCACAAAUGGUACAACAUAAUUAAAUUUUACAUUCAAGUUAUAAAAAUAAUCAUGUAUGAAAAAUUUUUAUUACAAAAAAAUUUCAUACGUAAUUUUAAAAUAAUAUAAAAAUUCGUUUGCAAACAGUGGUUAGUAGAUAAAAUAUUUCAAUUUAUUGAUAUUAACUGUUAUACCAAUUUAUUGUUUUUGAAAUAAGUUGUACCUUUUAUUUACGUUUUGGUUACUUUUUGUAAAAAAAAAUGUUACAAUUAGUUAUCUUACUUUGCAGCGGAAAAAUCUUAUUGUUUUAUUAUAUUAUUUUUAGUUGUACACAAACUGAAUAAUUUAUAAACAUUAAGGGGGUUCUAAAAAUGUACUCUUAGUAAACGACUUAAAUAUAUAAAAGAAAAUAUUUUUUACGUUAAAUAUAAAAUGUGAAUAUUAUGAAACUAAAUUUAAGGAUAAAUACAUGGCUAUUAGCCUGAUACGAGUAUUACAAAUAAUUUUAUAUCAAAUUAAUAAAUGUUAAACUAUUAACAAAUGAUAUUUAUCUUUUUCCAAAUUAUGAUCUUCCAAAUUAUUUUUUCAUUUACUAUUUUAAGUUUUAUAUUUUUUAAAUUUAAUUCUUCUCUUUUUAUUACUCUUUUAAUUUUUCUUUAAUUUAUAAAAUUUAAUAUUUUUGUUAUUUUAUAAAUAUAUACAUACCUAUAAUAUGCACAUGCAUAUAACAUGUACAUGUUUUCUAUUAUAGGUAAUAUGUCUAAAUCUAUAAAUAUAUAAACAGAGGAGUGAAGUAGAAGCUAAAUUUUUAUUUUAUGUUUGUAAAUAAUUAUUUUAACUAUGUUUUUAGAUCCUCCUUAAUGACAAUUUUAUAAGUACAAUAUAAAGGCAAUAUAAAUUUAUUCUUAAAAAUUUAAUAAGUCAUCUGUUUAUUUGCAUACUUUGUACAAUACAAAUCUUAUAUAAAAGAAAAUUGUGUUAUUUAUGUUUUGUAUACUACUUCACUCCAUUUAUUUGGUAAAUAAUUUUAUGUAAAUAUAUAAAAAAAAUUUAAUAUUUAAUAUACGCAUAUAUAUAUAUAUAUAUACAUAUAUAUUUCGAAUGUAAAUAUAUGCGUUUUUAAAAAAGUAGCAUCAUAAUGCAAAAAUAUCAACGUAAAUAUAUUUACUAAAUUAAAUAAAAUCACUACUUAUUAUAUUAGUGCAAUAAUACAAUGGAUUUUACUGUUGAAUAUAUUGUAUUAAAUUUGUUCAGGAAAAUGGCAUGGGCAUAUGUCUCGAAGGAACAAAAAAAAGAAUGAUCAGAUGUGAUUCUGACAAGGCGUUUGGCGUAAUUGCGAAAGUAGGUGACCUCUGACAGAAAUUGAAAAUCAAUAAAGUGCAGUGGAGUUCGUGAUACACAAAGAACGAAGGUAGCUCCGCUUUGCAUUUUUGAGGUUAUGUUGCCCGAGAUUGAGAAGGUACAGCAUCGGAUGUUCUAUUUUCGUUUCGGCGAAAAGUGUUUAUUCUUGCCAGUCGUAGGCGCGUGUUACACAUUAUAAUGCAUCUAAAUGUGAGAAGAAGUCACGAAAGUGCCGUGAGAUAGUACAAACAUGGGCAGGAGAAAAUCUCACGGAUCAUCUAAAAGUAAACAACAUGUUCCACACCAAAGGCAAUUAUCGUUAGCAAAAAGAAACGAGAUAAAUGCCUUGUGCGAAAAAUUAUUUGUUCUGAGUAUUAAUUCAGCGUAUGUAACGCAACUAUGGGACAAUUAUGUGGAGAUAUCAACGAUUUUGGAGAAGGUUAAAAGGUUGGAGGAAAUGAAGACGGAGUCGUCGAAACGAUCCCAGGGGAUUGGACAAUUCAUAAAUUGGCUUAAAGAGAAUGGCGCGAAUGUAGACGGAGCGAGCGUUGCUGAAUUUCCAGGAUACGACUUGGGUUUAAAAGCAGAACGUAAUUUCCUCGAAAAUGAAUUAAUUUUAAGGAUACCUAGAGGACUUAUUUUCAGUAUUCACAAUGCAGCUCCAGAAUUAAUUACACUUCAAAAUGAUCCUCUAAUACAGCAUAUGCCCCAAGUGGCGCUCGCGAUUGCGCUUCUUAUCGAAAGACAUAAAGAAAAUUCGAAAUGGAAGCCUUAUUUGGAUAUCCUUCCCACUACUUAUACAACUGUGUUAUACAUGACCGCUGCCGAUAUGAUUGAACUUAAAGGCAGUCCUACAUUAGAAGCUGCUCUAAAACAAUGUCGAAAUAUUGCAAGACAGUAUUCGUACUUUAAUAAGGUAUUUCAAAACAAUAAUAAUGCUGUAUCUGCUAUACUCAGGGAUGUUUUUACUUAUGAAAGAUACUGCUGGGCAGUUUCUACGGUAAUGACAAGACAAAAUCUGAUUCCAAGCGAGGAUGGUUCACGCAUGAUCCAUGCUUUAAUACCGAUGUGGGACAUGUGCAAUCAUGAGAACGGGAGAAUCACUACAGAUUUUAAUGCGACAUCAAACUAUUGUGAAUGUUACGCUUUAAGAGAUUUCAAAAAAGGGGAGCAAAUAUUUAUUAGUUAUGGGCCCAGAACAAAUUCCGAUUUCUUUGUGCAUUCAGGAUUUGUUUACAUGGAAAAUAAACAAGAUGGUUUUAAAUUACGACUCGGUAUUAGCAAAGCCGAUUCUCUUCAGAAAGAACGUAUAGAAUUAUUAAAUAAAUUGGAUUUGCCAACAGUUGGCGAAUUCUUAUUGAAACUAGGAACAGAACCGAUUUCUGAUUUGCUAUUGGCAUUUCUUAGAGUAUUCAGUAUGCGUAAAGCAGAACUGGCUCAUUGGAUCCGAUCGGAUCGUGUUAACGAUUUAAAACAUAUGGACUGUGCAUUAGAAACUGUCGUUGAAGAGAAUGUCAGAAAAUUUCUGCUUACUAGGCUGCAGUUGUUAAUUGCUAAUUAUCCGACGACUUUGAAGGAAGAUCUACAAUUACUCGAAACGACUUUACCACAAAUUAAGAAAUUAGCCAUUCAAUUAAGAGUAACAGAGAAGAGAAUUCUUCAGGGGGCGCUCGAAUAUGUGGAACAAUGGAUCAAAGCUUAAGAAUAUAAGAAUUGAAUUUUAAUCUAUAAAAUCAUGGAAUCAAAUUUUUAUUCUUAUUUUUAAAAGAAUUUUACAAUGGGAUAUAAUUUUUAUAGAUUUAUGAUUUCAAAAUGAUAGGAAACUGAUACAAAUCAUUUGAAAAAUGAUCAAUAUAUAUAUAUAUAUAUAAUAAAAUAAUGUGUGAAAUAAUGAAGGACAGAUAGAAAAGGGAGCAAUGGUGUAAAAUACAUUAAAGUGUAUAAAACAUUGAACAAACUAUAUAUAUAUAUAUCUAUGUGUAUUAACAAGUAUACAAUGCAAAAUAAUUGCGUAUUUCAUGAUAUUGUGACUCUUGUUUUCGAGAGAUAAGAACUUUGCAAGCACAAAUAAUUUUUAAAACUAACAAUGUUUUCUCAUCAAAUUAUAAAUCAUGUGCUUAUUGAGCUCUAAUCUCUGAUUACAAGAUUUUACAAAUACAAUACUUUUAUUUCAGCUUUGAUAAAAAAAAAAAAAAAAAAAUAGAAAAAUAACAUGUACAAACAAAAUGUUACUAUUCAUGAAUAUUUAUUUUUCAAAUGAGAUAGUUAAGAGAUCUAAUUCUUUAUGUAAGCUAUUGUGCGAUAUUACACAGGCCUACAAAAAUCAGACUUAUAAACGAUUAAUAUACCGUAAGAUUUAUCGAUAAUUGUAUCGAAUUUUAACAAUAUGCAUAAAAGUAAGACAAACAGCGAGUUCCAGAUACUUCUCAGCCAUAAAAUGUUGCAUUGUAUCAUGUUUACCCCCGAAAUUUUAUGCGAUUAUACUUAAAAAGAAAUUAUUAAAAGCAGAUGCUUAUGUGAAUGAUAUAACUAUAUAUACAUAUAUGAAGAAAAAUAUAUCAAUGUAUUUAAAUGAAAUUAUAUAAAUCAAUUCAAUCAUGCAUAUAACGAAGAUAAUAAGAUAGAAUAAUCAUUAAUUAAUUAGAAAUGGCUACAGCAGGACUGAUAGCUUUGUGUAUUGCUUUUUUCAAUAUACAGUUGGGGCAGACAUGAUACAGCCAAAUAUAAAUGUCACAAUAACUUAAUAUUACAUUUUCCUCUAAUAUAAAACACAGAAAAUUUAUGACGUGAUUAUAUUAUUUUAAUAAACUGCUAAAAAAUUACCUUUAUUAUCUGAUCAAAAAAGUUCUAUUAUUCAGGAAUUAUAUACGAGGUUCUUAAUUAUAUUUGUUAAAAUAAUGUCAUUUAUUUUAUGAUAUUUUGAACAGGUGAGAGAGAUGAUUUUGUAUUUUACAUGAUUGCUAAAAAAAUAUACAGAUAUAUGUUUGUUAUUUAUUCUUAAAGAGAGAGGUAAAACUGGAAUACAGUUUAUUUUAGAACUUUUUGAUCAGAUAUGAUCGAAUGUACUUAUCUACAAUUUAUAAGUUAUUUAUUGCCAGUCAUAUUUAAUUGUGUUUAAUAUAUGCUACAGAGUGGUUUAUAGCAACGGCACGAGUUUCAUUAUUACGAGUAAUUUUUUUAGCGAUAGCUUUUAUGAUUUAUUUUUAUUCCCGCUAUCUGUAAAAUUACAAUGUUACCUUAUAUUCAUAGCGCGUUUUGCAAUUUAAUUUUAUUGUUUGCUAAGGUUACAUUAUUAUUUCCAUUAGUAUAAUCUGCAGAUUUAUUUUUUAAUUCACUGAGUAUUAUAUCACUGAUGGACUUUUCCUUUUGUUCUCCAUUACAAUCCUUUAAUAUUUCUUUUUUAACAUUUUCAAUAUUAUGAUCUUCCUGAAGAUGUAAAACUAAAGAAGGUAAGGCAUAAAAUAAUUUGUCACAAAGAUUGCACUGGAAUGUCUUGCCAUCUGCUGCCUGUAAGCAAUAUUCAUAAUCUUUCAUAGAACUAUAAGUUUGUCUAUGUAAUGCUAAAUGUUUUUCAUGGUCCAUAGCAAGAAUAAAUUCGUAAGAACAAAUUGGACACUUUAAAUUAUGUUUUGUCCAUAUAGUAUGUGCUUUUAAUCGAUGUAAACUAUCAUAAAUUUUACCACAAACAGGA